CUUGCUUUUGCGUGGGUGUGUGUAUGUCGUCACACACACACACGCACACACACGACAAAGUCACGCACUUUCCCACCACCAGGUGCUGGUGGAAGGGAAAGGGUGUUCACCAGGCUCCAAGUAGCAUGUUUGACCAUCCUAUCCUCCCUUCCCCCCUCUCCAUCCUCUUCCGUUUCCCCCUCCCUCAUUCAAGCACUAGCACACUCCUCCCUCCCUCCCUUCCCUCACGCUGCAUGUUGUUGCCCGGGGUGGUUGGUGGGCGGCAGCUCCAUCGUUGCUGUGCUCUCUUUCUCUAUCGUUGCUGUGUUCUCUUUCUCUAUCGUUGCUAAAGUCCUGCGUGCACCAUCAUUGACCGGGUGCACUUCUUGUGUCGCCUCUUCGUCUCUCCUUCUUGUUUGCACCGUCUGUUUCCGUUUGGUUGGCGCACACCAGUUCGCACCCCCCCAACACUUCUCCCUUUCCUCACUUCUUCCAUCCGACCGUCCGACCUUUGUGUCCAUCCAGCUGUUGGUUCUCUCUCUCUCUGGCUUUGUGCUUGUGUGCUUGCUUGCCUACAUCAAUACAUGCAUGCGUGCGCGCACGCGGCGCCUUCACCCAUGACCUCUCCAUCUUUCUCCCAUCAAACUUCAUCUUUCCACCCCUGCUCACCACCACCACCACCACCACCACCACCAUCAACGCGCGACUUUGCAUUUCCCCCAACAUCACACGGUUGCAACAACCUCGGCUCACACUUCUUUGUCCGUGCAUUUGCAUGUCUCCCCCCUUGGCUCUCCGCUUUCCCUUUGGCGUAGCAUGGACCAGCUCCCCUCAGAAGAGCCAUCAAGCAAUUUCCCCUAUUCACAAGCACAGGCACAAGCACAGGCACUGCGUUCUCCACGAUCUCGAAGACACGCCAAACCACUGCUCCGCCUGCUUCGUCACGACUGCAGCAACACCACUGGCAACAACACCGUCAGCACCGUCAGCACUGCCAUGCGCGACAUUGCCAGUGCCCCGCGACGCCAGGCUCUUGCAGCCUCGAUCCGCGCAGCUCAAUGCCACACCUCCUGUGCACAGCCCGGCCUGAAGGCAUUUCACGGCGUGUCCAUGCGCAGUCGCACACAGGCACAGCCGGCCUGCGAUGGCUGCGACGACAUCCCAGGAACCAGCACCACCACGCACGCCAUCGGCAGUUUGGGCGCCCAGGACGCGAACACAGGGCGCCACACCCCUUUGUCUCGAGGCGGUGGCGGCUACAUCAGCGCUUGCACAUCACCGGGCCACAACGGCCAGCCCGGCCCCAACAGCCGCGCCCGUGACCGCCUCGGCGCACAUGGCCGCACCAGUGACGUCGCCGACGAUGCUGCUGCCAGUGCGAUCACUUCCGCCAUUCGCACCACCGCCGUGGUGCGCGCAGCCGCAGCCGCCAAGUCCGACAACGACAGCAACAGCAAGGAGGCUGGGGUCACCACCACAGCAGCGACCGUGCGGUCCCCAAGCAAGGCUUCCAACGGCACCAGUGGUAAUGCCACGGACAGCGCCGCGCCGCCCGCCAUCGGCGUUCACGCACCGCAGCAGGAGCAGCAGCAUGAGCAGCAUGAAGCGGAGGAGGGCGAUGCAGACUACGAGCCCACGGAGGACAUGAGCGAGGAGGAGCAGAGGGCACUCCUGCGCGAGCGACUCGGCACCCUGGCAGCGGACCGCCGGGCCAGCUUUGCCAGCGUCAGCGUCAGCGGGGGUACGGCCAGCCGUGACGAGAUGGUGCCUGCUCCAGAGGCAGAGGCGCCCGCAGCAAGCGUCACACAAGCUGCCGCAACAGCACCACCGACAGCAGCGACGACAGCAGCAACAGCAGUUCACCGCCGUGUUGACGACCAAGACGAUGAAGACGACGACGAUGACAGUGACUCCUCCUCCUCCUCCUCCUCCUCGUCUGGCUCAAGCAGUGCCGGUCGCAACCGCGGUCACAGGCACACCCGUGGCACACGCGCACAGGCGCACACACAACGGGACACCGCGCGCGUGCUGAAACAAGUUGCUGUCAAGACCGAAGCCAGCGUGGAGCCCGAGCAUGUCAGCCAGCCGGGCCAGGCCCCAAAGAUGAAGACAGACACGCUGAAGCGCCGCGCUGAUGAUGGUGGCCACACCCCCAAGAAGGCAAAGGCAGAGUUUGUGGACCCGCACGCGCCCAGCAGUAAGCUGCAGCACGCGUUCCUGUCCAAGCAAGGGCGGAGCUCGUCUGCAGACUUGCUGCCACAGCCGCAGCAGGGGCUGCAACCCGGCACCGUCUCAACCGCGCACGUGGCGCACGCGGCCCUCCAACCAGCACAACACCAGCAGCAGCAGCAGACGCAGCAGAAGCAAAUGUACGCGCAAGCUGCAGGUGCUGUUGCCGAGGAGGAAGAGGAAGAGGAAGAGCAAGAGAUGCAGCGCGGGAUGGUGAUGGUGAAGAAGAUCCCCGUGACAGUGCAGAGCGUGGAGUCUGGCAUGACCAUCCUCGUCGGCCACACCAUCGUCUACUCCGACGAACGCGCCCUCAAAACACACCGCUGUCUGCAUUGCAAGAAGGAAUUCCCAAGCCAGAGCAAGCUUGUCCGACACAGCCGGGUGCACACGAAGGAGCGCCCGUAUAAGUGCGAGGUGUGCGGGACACGGUUCACCCAAAAGUCGUCGCUCACCAUGCACAUGGAGAAGCACUGUAUGGACCGUACCGCCAAGGCCACAGCGGCCCAGCUGCCCAAGCAUGGGCAGCACCUGCAGCAGCAGCAGCAGCCGCAGCACACCGGCUUUGACCCACACGCGACGUCCAUCCCCAUGCAGGCGGGGCUGAGCCAGGCCCAGGUCAUGCACCCGCACAUGCACGGCAUGAUGAUGCAUGGGUUUGGUGGUGUGCCGCAGCAACACCAGCAGCACCAGCAACAACAACAACAGCAGCAGCAACAACAACAGCAACAGCAACAACACCAGCAGCAGCUAGAAGGCAUGCCCCAGCCGCAUAACAUGUACAUGCAGAUGAUGCAGAUGAUGAGUGCAAUGCCACAGCAGCAGUUGCAGCCGCAGCAGCAGCAAGGGCAGUAUGGGCAAGUGCCCCCUGGUGGGCUGACGCCGUUCUUCCCGAACAUGCUUGGCGCAGGCCCCAUGGCCCAGGUGCCGGGAUACGGUAUGCAGCAGUUUCCGCAGAUGCUUGGCUAUCCACGCAUGCCAUUCAUGUUCAGCACCGCGGCCUCCAGCCUCCCUGGCCAGGCCCCGCUCCCCAUAACCACAGCCAACGUGGUACCACCACCACCCCAACAGCCACAGCACCACCACCAACAGCAGCAGCAGCAGCAGUGGCUGCAUGUGCCCGGCACGACGACGACUGCGGCUGACGCUGCGGCGGUGGCUGGCGGUGCUUUUGGCGCUCCCUUGAACCCACAACAGUUACAAGCUCUCUUGCAACAUCAGCAGCAGCAACAACAGCAGCAGGGCGGGCUUGGUGCGGGUCUUGGUGUGCCGCGGCCAGUGCCGACUGUUGCUCCCGCCAACGGCAGCGGCGCGGUUCCCACAACCACUGCUCCUCCUCCUCCUCCUCCCAACUAAUCGCCUCCUUCGCGCGUGCCUGGAUGCGUGCGUAGAUGCGUGUGGAGUUGUGUGGAUGUGUGCAUUGUGCACGCGUGCAGAUUGUAAAUGUGCGCGCCUGUGUGUGUAGAUGUGCGUGUGUGUAGAUGUGUGUGCGUAUCGAUGAUUUGCAUGUAAUGCACGACUGUGUGGACGUAUGUUAAUUUUGCUGUACCCAUGCAUGCAGGCUUCUUUUCUUUUGUUGACCUUGUUUUCACUCUCUUCUUUCACCCCACAGCAUCACGGCUUCUUUCGUGCGUAUGUAUGGGCUGUGUGGAAUUUUUUCCACCCGCCAGUCCUCACGUUGUUGCUCUUUGUGUUGCUUCUUGGCGUUGCUGUUGACCCGCGAGACAGCCGUUCAACGUACGGUUGCUCGCGUUCAUGUACCGAUGUACACAUUGUUGUGCAGCUCCCCCCUCCCCUUUUUCUUGAUUUCUUGACGUGCGCAUUCUUAUGUUUAUGUUAUGUUGCUUCUCCUGCUCCUGCUCUUUUGUUGCUGUUGGUAUGGCUGUGAUUGAUAUUCCUUCUUUGACGGCAUGUUGCCAUUUCGUGUGGUGUUUCUUUCGUGUUGUCUACGUUUGGUGUGCUUUGGUGGUUGGUGUUUGUGGUCGUCGGUGUCUUGUUUUGUCUCGCUCGCCAUAAUCGCCAAAGCUUUUGUCAUCCCUGCAGACCAUUGUACUUGUCUUUUUCCUUUUCUUUUCUUUCGGUAGUUGUGCUGACCCUCAAUAUGAUCCUCCUGAACAGACAGCA
Molecule: messenger RNA, 4329 nt
Organism: Salpingoeca rosetta
Lineage: Eukaryota; Choanoflagellata; Craspedida; Salpingoecidae
Exons: 3
Coding region: 796-3561 (921 amino acids)
Source: RefSeq, a predicted model, not a curated record